Synchiropus splendidus (mandarinfish) is the source of this 4419-nucleotide messenger RNA. RefSeq names its product phosphatidylinositol-4,5-bisphosphate 3-kinase, catalytic subunit delta (gene pik3cd). The transcript has 23 exons. The coding region runs from base 252 to 3368 and encodes 1038 amino acids. Gene Ontology annotation, biological process: phosphatidylinositol 3-kinase/protein kinase B signal transduction; phosphatidylinositol-3-phosphate biosynthetic process; cell migration. Gene Ontology annotation, cellular component: plasma membrane; phosphatidylinositol 3-kinase complex; cytoplasm. Lineage: Eukaryota; Metazoa; Chordata; Actinopteri; Syngnathiformes; Callionymidae. Gene Ontology annotation, molecular function: 1-phosphatidylinositol-4-phosphate 3-kinase activity; 1-phosphatidylinositol-3-kinase activity. The record is from RefSeq and is a predicted model, not a curated record.
GGGGACGGUCUCUUGGCGCGCAGGAGGCUGCGGUGAAACAAGCUCUUCAUUUCGGCUUUCAUGGACGCGCUCUGACGCAGCCGGACUGUUCGUGCGGUCCAGAGCCUGCCUACCGGGACCGUCUCACCGUCCGUACUGCUCUCAACCGGCAUCGACGACAGGCGACAUGGUGGAGGCUCCAUCUUCUCCGACCAUGAAGAGAUGACCGAGCAGGAAGAAGAGGAUCUGACGGUAAAUGAGCGGCCAUCACCAUGCCCCCAGGGAAGUAUGGGAUGCAGGGGGACUGGGAGAGGGAGGGCGAUCAGAAGAUCAUGAUGGACUUCCUGUUGCCGACUGGGAUCUUCCUCAACUUCCCCGUGUCCCCAAGUGACACCAUCAGCAGCAUCAAGCAGCUGGUGUGGGAAAAUGCCAGGAGUGAGGCCUUGUUCAGCGCGCUGGGUCACCCCGACGCUUAUGUCUUCACAUGCAUCAAUGAGACCGCGGACAGGGAGGAACUGGAGGAGGAAUCCAGACGGAUAAGUGAUGUGCAGCCGUUCAUGCGUGUCCUGAGGCUGGUGGCGAGGGAAGGCGACCGCGUGGAGAAACUCACCAACGCACAAAUCAGCCUGUUGAUUGGCAAAGGUCUGCAUGAGUUUGAGGCCCAGAAAAACCACGAGGUGAAUGAGUUCCGUACCAAGAUGCGAGCGUUUUGUGAAAUGAAAGCUCAGGAGCGGCAGAUGUUAUCAUGGCAAAAGUGGAUGGAAUACAGCUUCCCUUGUGAACUGGAGCCGUGCUGUUCUCCGCCAGGUGUUAAGACGAAACACACCAAGAAGAUUUUUAUCAACAUCAAGUUUGAGGCUUGUGAUGAGAGCUUCAUGCUACAGCAGGACCCUCAGGACUUCCCACUGGCUCUGAUUCGGAGUGCGUUGAAGAAGAGGGCCACGGUGUUUCGUUCCGUGAGGCAGGAGCCGGAAGACUACACCUUACAGGUCAACGGCCGGUGGGAGUUCAUCUACGGAAGACACCCACUGUGCCAGUUUAAAUAUGUUCUGUCGUGUGUGCGGAACGGAGUGAACGCUCAUCUGACCAUGGUGCACCGCUCCACCAUCAGCAAGUAUCAGGAGGAGCAGGGGCGAAUGUGCAGUCAGGUGUACAAGAGUCGCUCCUUGACUGGGCCGCCUCCUCUGCCUCUGAAGAAGCAUAACACGUCUUCUCUGUGGUCUAUCAACGAGCCAUACUUCAUCUACCUGCUGCAGGGGAGCCGAGUCAAUGCAGACGAAGGAAUGAAGCUUGUGGUGCAGGCAGGUCUGUUCCAUGGCAGCGAACUUCUCUGCAAAGUCGUGACCAGCCAGGAGGUCACAGUGUCCUCAGAACCGCUGUGGAAUCAGAAACUGGAGUUCGAGAUCAAUGUCGCUGACCUUCCUCGCAUGAGCCGCUUGUGCUUCGCGCUCUAUGCUAUUUUCGAGAAAGCCAAGAAACCCCGUGGCACCAAGAAGAAAAAUAAGAAAGCGGAUUGUCCCAUCGCGUGGGUGAACACCAUGGUGUUUGACUACAAGGACCAGUUGAAAACUGGAGAGUUCCUGCUGUCCACAUGGCCUUCCGUUCCUGAUGACAAGAGCGACCUCUUGAACCCGAUGGGAACUGUGGAGCGGAAUCCCAAUGUGGACAGUGCUGCUGGUCUUCUUAUCCGCUUCCCUGCCAUCAGACCACAUCCUCUCUACUACCCACCCUUGGACAAGUUAACUGCCACAGAGAUUAACGGUGAUGCCACAGUGACUACCAAAGAAGAGAAAUUGAAACUGAAGGAAAUAAUGGACAACAAAAACUACACUGAGUUCUUCGAGGAUGAGAAAGAGCUCUUAUGGAAACAUCGUGCUGAUGUCCGGAACCAUUAUCCUGAGAGUCUGUCCAAACUGCUUCUCAUCACCAAGUGGAACAAGCGAGAAGAUGUGGUGCAGAUGGUUGACUUGCUGCGGAACUGGCCUGAUCUCCCUGCUAUACCUGCUUUGGAACUGCUGGACUACAGUUUUCCAGAGCCAGCUGUCCGUUCAUUCACAGUCCGAUGCCUGAAGAAGCUCAGUGACAAUGAGCUCCUGCAGUAUUUAGUCCAGCUGGUUCAGGUCCUCAAGUAUGAGUCAUACCUCGAUUGUGACCUCACGACCUUCCUACUGGACAGAGCCUUAUCCAACCGCAGGAUCGGCCACUUUAUGUUUUGGCAUCUCAGGUCAGAGAUUCACGUGGCUUCAGUGAGUUUGCGUUUUGGGCUUAUUCUGGAAGCAUACUGUCGAGGAAACGUCCACCACAUCCGAAUACUGACCAAACAGAAUGAGGCACUCGGCAAAAUGAAAUCUCUGAGUGACAUCGUCAAGUCGGGUGCUCAAAAGAUGACAGCUGAGGACUUGAAGCAGUGUAUGAGACAGGAGUCUUACCUGGAAGCUCUGUCCGACCUGGUGUCCCCACUCAACCCCAGCAUCAUCCUGGCGGAGAUCUUCACGGACAAGUGCAGAUUCAUGGACUCCAAGAUGAAGCCACUCUGGCUGAUGUAUAAAAACCCCUGGGCACAUGAGGACAUGAGGGGGAUCAUCUUCAAGAGUGGGGACGAUCUUCGCCAAGACAUGCUGACACUGCAGAUGAUCCAGCUGAUGGAGAAUCUGUGGAAGAAGGAAGGACUGGAUCUUCGGAUGAUCCCGUAUGGCUGCCUGUCCACUGGGAACAAGAUGGGCCUGAUUGAGGUGGUGAAGAACUCCGACACCAUUGCUAACAUCCAGCGCAACAGCAGCAACAGUGCUGCCACAGCUGCCUUUAACAAGGAUGCUCUUCUCAACUGGCUGAAAUCUAAGAACCCUGAGGAUAAACUGGAACAAGCCAUCGAAGAGUUCACGCUGUCGUGUGCUGGCUACUGUGUAGCUACUUAUGUCCUGGGCAUCGGCGAUCGUCACAAUGACAACAUCAUGAUCAGAGAAACUGGGCAGCUGUUCCACAUCGACUUUGGCCACUUCUUAGGCAACUUCAAGCGGAAGCUGGGCAUCAACAGGGAACGCGUGCCUUUCAUUCUGACAUACGACUUUGUCCAUGUGAUUCAGCAGGGAAAGACGAACAACAGUGAGAAGUUUGAGAGAUUUAGGGAGUACUGUGAGCGGGCUUACAAGAUCCUCUGUCGAAAUGGAACACUUUUUGUCAACCUCUUUGCAAUGAUGAAGGCAGCUGGCCUGCCAGAGCUUACCUCCUUUAAAGACAUCCAGUACCUUAAGGAUUCGUUGGCUCUGGGCAAAACUGAAGAAGAAGCACUGAAAAGCUUCAAGGUGAAAUUUAAUGAGGCUCUGCGAGAGAGUUGGAAGACCAAGGUCAACUGGAUGAUGCACUCUUUGGCUAAGGACAACAGGCCCUAAAACCAUGAGCCACAGUGGGAGCCAAUAAAGGCAGACUUGAAAAGGAGAAGAUGACAAUCAAACGCCUUUAUUCAGAGACACUCACUGAUGUUUACAGAUGAAAGAAGAGGAUGAGACUUCCAGUCCUGUGCUGGCUACGAAAAGAACUUGUGCAAAAAUGUCCAGAUGUUGAAUGUCAGUACAAUAACGGCUCCAUGUUUAUUACUCUGUUAUUUGUUUUUACAAGAAAGAGUUAUUUUGACAUUUGUUACUGUUUUGUUGUGUACAUGAAUUGGAAUAUGUUUAUUGAAUAAUACUUGGCCAAAUAAUACUGUGGAUUCUAUGAGCCAUGUUCUUGAUGUACUAUUUCAGAAGGUGCGGUAUAAGUCGAGCCGGUGGAUGUUUAAAUUAUUAACCAGGAUUAGAGAUUAGUAAUAUGUGCCAGUUGUUAUGCCGAAGGAGAUUAAAUUAAUUUUUUGCACUGAUAUUGAUAUGUUUCAUUACUUUCUGGAUAAAGAUGGACGGUGAACAGGUAGCAUUUUAAAUGUCAUUCUGCAAUGCCUUAACAGGACCAUAAGGAAAAACUUAAGCCUUGACAGCGUGUGCUUUGUCGCUGCUUUAUGUCACAUUUGUUGCCUAUUAUUUUGUUGUGUUGCUUCAACGACAAAUUAGGAUGUGAUUUUUUAGAAAACUGCCUCUAGGCUGUAAAAUAUUCUGCUGUUGCCUUUAGGAUUAUCGAUAGUACUGACUGAAACCUGCCAAAUCAAAAUAUUUAAAUAUUGUCAUUCUAGACAUGUGCAUGUCUAAGACAGCAUUAUCAUAAAUUGGUUCAAGUUUGUUGGAUGGGUGUGACUAAAUAAAGAAUCUGACAACAGACUUCAACACAUAACAGAAAGCUGAAGAAUUCUGUGUUUUUGAACAAUUUUGCUUACUUUUUUAUGGUUUAAAAUUACAGCCCUUGAGGAAUCAAGUAAAGAGGUCAGUCACCUGGCCUUGAAAGAAGGUCUAGCUGGGGGAUACCUGCAUUUAAUGAUGUAUAAAUGUAUUGUUUAGGUGGAUAUUAAAAUGCGUU